Molecule: messenger RNA, 1236 nt
Organism: Ictidomys tridecemlineatus (thirteen-lined ground squirrel)
Lineage: Eukaryota; Metazoa; Chordata; Mammalia; Rodentia; Sciuridae
Source: RefSeq, a predicted model, not a curated record
CCUGGGAGGACCAACACCAGGAAGAGGGGACAGGACAGAGCACAUCUCAGAAGACGCAGGUCGGGGGGAGGAGAGAGGCUGUGGGCUCUGGGGGGACACUCUCCCUGGGGCCCCCAGCAGUUCAUGGACCUUCCCGUCCCCAGGCGCGGCCCCUGCAGGCCCCUGUUCCUUGUGGUGGCAGCCAGCCUGCUGGCCUGUGGGCCGCGCCAGGCCUCCGGGCAGCUCUUCAUCAGCCCAGACUCACUCACUGCCGUUGAGAGACACAGGAAUAUCCUGGCCCUGGAGAACGUGCCCGAGGGUGUUCAGGAAUACAGCUGGUACCGGGGCGCAGAGGACAGCGCGGACACCAUGAUCAUCAGCUUCAGGCCCCCCGAUUCCAACGUCCCUGGGCCCUUGUACAGCGACCUGGUGACGGUGACCAGCAAAGGCUACCUGUCCUUCAGGAAGUGCACCUUAAAUGACACGGGGAACUACACGGUUCGGGUGGACACUGGCCACGGGACCCAAAGAGCCACUGGCUGGCUGGAGGUUCUAGAGUUGGGUCCCCCACCGGUCAUCUCGGCCAACGCCAGCUCCGUGGUGGAGAACCUGGAUUCCGUGGCGGCCGAAUGCCACACCAACGCCUCCCACAUCGAGUGGUACCGGAACAGCGUGCCCGUCUCGGCCAGUCAGCGCAUAGCCAUAUCUGCAGACGGCAGGACGCUGGUCAUCCGCAGGGUCAGCCGCCAUGACAGGACCUUGCAGUGCGUCAUACAGAGAUACGAGAGCUUCCCAGACAUUCUUCAGAAAAGUGACACCGUCUCUCUGACUGUGGCCUGUGAGUGCUCUGGGGGGUGGGCGAGAGGCCAGGGGCAAGGCCUUCCUGGGACGUGGCCAGGAGGUAGGCAGAUCAGGAGAGCCAGCAAGCCUGCUGGGUUCGGGUUCGAAUCCCGGCUCCGGAUCUUCUGCUCUGGAUCUGGAACUGCCCCCACCCUACUCAGCACCAUGCUGCACUCUGUUUUUAAGGGGAACCUGUGUCCCCAUUUCUGUGAUUAGCAAUGGACCCUGGGAGGUUCCUGAGCUCUGGCUUUGUACAGAGGGGGCUGCUUACAAGAAAGCGGUUCUCAGAGGAUCAGUUUGAGUUGAUUCCGUCGAUUAAGUUUCCAAGCCUGUGGAGGUGCACAGAGACCAGCACACUCCCUGGCCUGCGGCACACCAACCUGCGCUGUCACAGGAGGCCAUCUCCCUGGGACUGAG